This is a messenger RNA of Poecilia reticulata (guppy), 4796 nucleotides long. RefSeq names its product c-Maf inducing protein (gene cmip). Gene Ontology annotation, cellular component: cytosol; nucleoplasm. The record is from RefSeq and is a predicted model, not a curated record. Lineage: Eukaryota; Metazoa; Chordata; Actinopteri; Cyprinodontiformes; Poeciliidae.
GAGUAAGGGGAAAAACGAGGGCUGGGAGCAGAAAAACGGUUAUGAGGAAGAGGAGGGGAGGAAGAGGAGAUGGGCCGGCGCUCGCUCUUGUACAGGAUGUUGUAUCUAUGGCAACCUCUGCUGGUUAUCAGAAAAUUGAAGUCCCUUCUGUUCGUUCUGCUCUGCCUUUUCAGAGACGCGGUGCCAUUUAUCUCCCGCUUCAUAUUCUGCUCUUCAUCUCAUUACCGAGUCGUGCGCCGCAGAAACAAAACAAAACAAAAACACAACCCGGUUCGGCGGCCUGCAGACGGAAAGACUGCAGCCGGCGUUUACUCUUCCACAGAAAAUGAAACAUCUCCCCUGAACCAAUAUUUGCCGUGGACGUGGUCUGUAAUGAAAAUCCUGCGCGUGGAGCCAGCCAGCGAUCUAUGAGCUGCAGAGGGACGUGCACAUGAAGGAAGAGCGUGUUUGUUCUUCAGCGGAGGGAGGAGGAGGAGGGAGCUGUUUGCUCUAUAGAGCGAGAGAUGGAUGCAAUUAAAGAAGAGGAGCACCUGUCCGCUGGAGUCGCCGAGCCGCUUUCAUGCAGCGGCCGAGGAGAGUUUCUGCGAGAAAAACAUGAAAGAAGGAGAGAGAACCCAAUCCAGCUGGACGGCUUUGGUCAGGGGUGUCCAAAGUGCGGCCCGGGGGCCAAGUUUGGCCCUCAAGAAGGCUACGUUCACAUUGCAGCCUGAUAUGAAAAUGGAUGGAGAUGCUAAUUGUGCUAACGAUGAUAAUCGCCAUCAUCGUUUGUCUUCAUCAUUGCUCCAUAUAGCUUGAAAAUGGCAAAUUUCAAGCUAUAUGGUUACAAGUAUUACUUGUUUUCUUUCACUGUUGUAUGCGAUGUACAAUGGCUGCUGGAAAAAAAACAAGUAGUUUGUUGGUUCAGAAACCAUUUGCUGCAUUCUUGUUGGUUGUGCAGGAGGCUCCACUUCUGCUUUUUAAACGUAAACGGUUUAGAAGUGCGGAAAGACAUCAGUUCAAUAAAGAAUCAUAAUUCUCAGUCCUGGGAAGUCUGAAUCAAUUCUGAAUACUGAAAAAUGGGGAGCUGUAUACGUUUCUAAUAAUUUUUUAAAUAUUUUUUAUUAUUUAAGAAAAACCCGGGCAGCUGAGGCUACAUUCACACUGUGACCCAAAUCCAUUUUUACUCUCUGUUUCAUUUCCAUAAAGGAUUUAGACAGUUUGGCAGACCUUCCUUUGUUUUAAAUCUGGAAUGAUUUUCAUGUCCCUUGUCUACAGAAAUCUGACUGCUUUUCACUCACUGUUCAAGAAUAUUUUUAAUAUUUUUAAGCCUCACUAGUUGUUUCUUCUCCCCAGAAAAGGCAGGAUUUACCAUAAUCAGACCAGAAAGUUUCUCCCAGUUUCACUCUGAGUCUUGACAUUAGAUCCACUACAGAAAAUGUUCUCCUCUCUGCUCAUCUCACCACUAAACUAUCUUCUGCUUCCCUUUAUAACUCGUUUUAUGGGAACUUGGUCAGAUGUAAUUUACAGUUAAGCAGCUCUCUCACAUCAGCACUCCUUAAAAACCCGAUCGCUUCGUCUGCUGUCGUUUUCAGCGCGUCUUUGUGUCGUUCCUCCUUUGGGAUCGUAAAUACUAGCCCGCUCUGUGAACUCCUGGGCAGCAAAAGAAAAAAGAAAAGUAAAAGAAUAACAAACAGUUAAAGAGCAGAGCAGCAGCUAAAGCUUCUGCAGAUGACGUCUGCUCUGGCUUUUUGUGUUAAUCUUCCAUCAACAAUAAUUGCAAGCUAAAUCAUGCAGUGACGCUAAUGUCUGCAGAAUCAGCGGUGAAUCAUUUAUGGCUCUUAUAAUAGAGCUGCCUUAACCAUUUCUGUGAAACUCCUCCCAUGGUUUUAGGAGGGAGAGCUUGGUUUCCUUGUGGUUUUGACUUGCUCUUGAUAUUUUUAUCUGCCUGGUUCACAAACGCAAGCACACAUAUUUCUCUUGCGUCCGGAAACUUGUGGUAAUUUGUCAGUGUUUCUGUAAUCUUUGGGACGGCCUGGGAUCGUCGCUUCCCGCUCCCCCUCAGUUCAGUUGGUUUUUCCACCUGGUUUCUGCAUGUGAACACAGCAUCACUGGCUGAUUACGCCGACUAAAGUACCUGCAGCCCACCGGUUACAUGGAGACGACUUUGUCCUACAGCUCCAUAGAGGACCUGCAGCUCCUCUCCUGGGACAACGCUCCCAAGUACUGCAUCCAGCUCAGCAUCCCUGGAGGCACCAUCCUGCUGCAGGCUGCCAACAGCUACCUGAGGGACCAGUGGUUUCACUCCCUGCAGUGGAAGAAAAAGAUCUACAAAUACCGUAAAGUCCUGAACAACCCGAGCCGCUGGGACGUGGUGCUGAAGGAGAUCCGAGCGCUGGUGGACAUGGCUCUGACCUCCCCGCUGCAGGACGAAUCCAUCCACCAGGCCCCGCUGCACAUCAUCUCCACCCUGCUGGCAGAGAACUCGAACCUGAGCGCUCAGGAUCACGAGAACAUCAUCGUGGCAAUCGCUCCGCUUUUGGAAAACAACCACCCGCCGCCCGACCUGUGCGAGUUCUUCUGUAAGCAUUGUCGGGAGCGGCCGCGCUCCAUGGUUGUGAUCGAAGUUUUCACGCCUGUGGUCCAGAGAAUCCUCAAACACAACAUGGAUUUCGGGAAGUGCCCUCGGCUUCGUCUCUUCACUCAGGAGUACAUUCUGGCUCUGAACGAGCUGAACGGCGGGAUGGAGGUGGUUAAGAAGUUUAUCCACAGCAUGCACGGCCCGACGGGGCAGUGCCCUCACCCCCGUGUGCUGCCCAACCUGGUGGCCGUCUGCCUGGCGGCCAUCUACUCCUGCUACGAAGAGUUCAUCAACAGCAGAGACAACUCUCCCAGCCUGAAGGAGAUCAGGAACGGCUGCCAGCAGCAAAACGACCGCAAGCCGCCGAUGCCGCUCCGGCUGCUGCGACCAGAACCGCCGACGCCGCCUCCCUCCACCAUCCUGCCUCUCUCCAGCGCCCCCCAGCCGUCUCCACCCGUCCCCGCUAACCCGGCGACUCCGUCCAUCCCCAUCUCGUCCCCGACGCCCUGCCUGCCGCUCUCCCCUCCGCCCUCCAUCGUCAACUCCAGCGAGAUCCUGGUGGAGCUGGAGCGGAACAACAACACGGCCAACGCCAAGCGGAAGGGCGGGCCUGCAGGGGGCGACAGCGAGCCGAACCUCAUCGACUGCCUGCUGGUCAGCCCGGCUGUGAACACGCUGUCCAUCCAGCUGCCGGCGCAGGCCGACCGAGUGCUGGGCUGCUUCGCCCUCAUCCUCAAGAUGCUGUCGGACUACGAUGACUGGAGACCGGCUCUGGCCAGUCUGCUGCAGCCCAUCCCGUUCCCGAAAGAGGCUCUGGCUCAUGCCAAAUUCACAAAGGAGCUGAAAUACGUCAUCCAGAGGUUUGCAGAGGAUCCCAGGCAGGAGGUUCACUCCUGCCUGCUCAGCGUUCGCUCAGGCAAAGAUGGCUGGUUCCAGCUCUACAGCCCCGGGGGCGUGGCCUGUGACGACGACGGCGAGCUGUUUGCUAGCAUGGUCCACAUCUUGAUGGGUUCCUGCUACAAAACCAAGAAGUUCCUCCUCUCUCUGGCUGAGAACAAGUUGGGUCCCUGCAUGCUGCUGGCCCUGCGAGGGAACCAGACCAUGGUCGAGAUUUUGUGUCUGAUGCUGGAGUACAACAUCAUCGAGAACAAAGACACGCAGCUGCAGAUCAUCUCCACCCUGCAGAGCACGCAGGUGGGCUUCCGCAUGUACGAGCAGCUCUGCGACCGUCAGCGGGAGCUCAAGGAGCUGCAAAGAAAAGGAGGUCCCACCCGGCUGACUCUGCCCUCCAAGUCCACGGAUGCAGAUCUGGCCCGCCUGCUGAGUUCAGGCUCCUUCGGGAACUUGGAGAACUUGAGCCUGGCCUUCACCAACGUCACCAGUGCCUGCGCGGAGCAGCUCAUCAAGCUGCCAUCACUCAAACAGCUCAACCUCUGGUCCACUCAGUUCGGGGAUGCAGGACUGAGGUUGUUAUCCGAGCAUCUGGCCUGCCUUCAGGUCCUGAACCUGUGUGAGACGCCAGUCACCGACGCCGGCCUGCUGGCUCUGAGCUCCAUGAAGAGCCUGUGCAGCCUGAACAUGAACAGCACCAAGCUCACAGCCGACACGUACGAAGACCUCAAGGCCAAACUGCCCAACCUGAAGGACGUUGAUGUCCGGUACACAGAGGCCUGGUGAUCCGCCACAGCCUCCUGCCCCAUCCAUGGUCACACACACACACACACCACCAUCAAUUGCAUCGACCAGAACCUCAGCGCCUCUCCGCCAGCCAGCUAUGGAGGAGAUUUCUUCAGCUUCAACCACUUCAGGGUGCAGCCGUGAAGGAAAGGUCAACAUUUCUCCGUGGAUGUUUCAUCCCUCUUUUUUUAGGAUCUGUUUUAGUCAGACUGCACAGGGACCGCACCCUUUCAUCCGUCCUUCGCCCUAAAUGGUCUCUGAGUUUUGAGGCUUCCUGUGAUGAACGCUGGAGACGUUCAGGUGUUGUGUCCGAAACCGUUUCCCCUCUAAGACGAGUUCCUCCCACCAGUUCUGACCUCAUGUCACGUCAGUAGCCCCACGUUGCAUUCAAAUACACCUCGUAUUCUAGAUAAUCUUGAUUAAAAUUAAUCUAAAAUCAGAUAAUCAAACUUUAAUAUCAUGAAAUGCCACCAGACUUAAUCAGCACUUUCUAAAUAUUUAUCAUGAAUUUGUUUUAUUAAUAAUUUUUUAAAAAUGGAGACAGAAAUAAAAUUUUGUAAAA